GAAAAGCCAAAAAAAUGUUCCAAUCAGUUGCAGUCGCGAAUUAGCGUCGCACAGACGCGGUGUCUCGCUCAAGUGUUCCUUGCUCGCUCCAUCUGCUCUCUCGCUCCCUCGCGGAAGUCCGAUAGUUUCGAUAGCUCGUCCCUGUUGGCACAACGGUAAACGUUUCGAAAUGGUCCACCUAAAUGAGAAAGCGGAGGAUCAGCUGAUGACCACAAGGAUUUCGGAGCUUCAGGAUUGGCUGCAGGCGCAGCCACAGUUGCCGCAAAAUAUAUCCCGAUUGCUUCUGCGCCGCUUUCUGCACACGACGCGGGGUGAUCUAUCCGCCGCCCAGCGACUCUUGGAACUCAAUUACGGACUGCGCAACAAGCAUGCCCACAUCUUCAUCGAUCGCGAUCCGUUGGAUGCCAGUUCCCAGCAGCUACUGCAAGUCGCAGAUCUGGUGCCGUUGCCCGGCUUGACCCCGGAGAACAACAAGCUGCUCUUUUACCGCCUCAUCGACUUCGAUGCGGACAAGUUCAACUUUACGGCUGCCACCAAGGUCUUCUUCAUGGUGGCCGACUGUCGAUUUGCGACGGAGAACGAGGAGCGUUUGUCGGAUGGGGAGAUACCAGUUUUCGACAUGGCUGGCUAUACGCUGCGCCACCUGACCAAAACCGCACUGGGCGCCCUGCGUGUCUACAUGAAGUUCGUCCAGGAGGCGCAUCCCGUUCGGCUCAAGGAGAUCCACGUGCUCAACUGCCCGUCGUACGUGGACAAGGUGAUGGCCGUGGUCAAGCCGUUCAUCAAGGGAGAGGUGUUCAAGCUAAUCCACUUCCAUUUGCCGAAUGCGGACACUCCAUAUCGCCACUUCCCCCGCUCCAUGUUGCCUGAGGAAUACGGCGGAGAGGCGGGCAAGAUGUCCGACCUGAAGCUCCAGUGGAUGCAGUUGCUCAAGGAGCAGAGGGACUAUCUGAUGGAUACGGAAAACUGGCAAAUAAACAAAAUCAAAAAGAAUGGCCAACGAAAGUCCAGUGAUGCAGGAGUCACGCAGGCUCUACGUUCCCUCGAAAUUGAUUAGUCGCCAUGCGCACAACUGUACCUUUAUUUUUUGAGCCUUUAGCGAUUUUCACAUAUCUUAAACUUUUUACCCUUCAAGUGAACUGCAAGUGUUAUCAGAUACGAUAGGAAAAUCCAAUUGUGGUCAAGACACUUUGGCCAAAUUGUGGUGAAUGUGAAAAUCGGAAAAUAGGCUUGGCUAUCUAUUUUAUUUUUGCUUUGUUCCCGUUUGUUUUCCCAGCUGGGCUUGGGUCUAUGUAAAUAUAUAUAUAUAUUAUAUUAUAUACUUAACAUUCUA
Molecule: messenger RNA, 1333 nt
Organism: Drosophila simulans
Lineage: Eukaryota; Metazoa; Arthropoda; Insecta; Diptera; Drosophilidae
Product: alpha-tocopherol transfer protein
Exons: 5
Coding region: 170-1057 (295 amino acids)
Cellular component (GO): membrane
Molecular function (GO): phosphatidylinositol bisphosphate binding
Source: RefSeq, a predicted model, not a curated record